AGCCGAGCCUUAAUCUCCACAUCUUCAUCGUAACCCCAUUGAGGAAGUGGGUGAAAACCUGAUGUAUAUAUAAAGGCUUCUAGGUUCCUCCGUAUACGAUCAUCCCCUCUACUCGUGACUUCGCAGUCUCAUCACGCUCCAGAGCCAGGCAGCGGAAGUGACUAUGUCUACACUGCUGAAUCUUGUAUUCCUCUUCCUGGGUGCAUCCUUCACAUUGUACUACCUACGAAAACGCAAUGACGAUCAGAAGAGUCUUCCCUAUCCUCCAGGCCCAUCGCCACUGCCUGUCUUGGGUAAUUUAUUUGACAUGCCUCAGGAAAUGCCUUGGCUCUCGUUUUCUUCCAUGGCUGAAAAGUUUGGUGACGUAGUGCAUUUGAGGGCACUGAAUCAACAUAUCAUAAUAGUCUCAUCCCUAGAAGCUGCUUCCGAGCUGUUCGACAAAAGAGGUGCCACGUAUUCUGACAGAUACCAGAGCGUCAUGGUGAUUGACCUGAUGGGAAUGUAUUGGUCAUUUGGCAAUCUGAAUUAUGGCGACUUGUGGCGCAGGACCCGAAAAGUCUUCCAUCAGUAUUUGGGUGCUAAUGCGGUCCAUGAAUUUGAAGAAACCCAGUUCGAACAUAUUCGUGAAUUCCUGGUCCGGCUUCGCGACACCCCAGAUAAGUGUUUUGACCACAUGCGCUUUGUCUUUGCUGCCAUCCUGAUGGAUGUAACCCACGGGAUACACAUCAAAGAUGUGACGAACAAACACGUCGUAGAAGCGGAAGAAUGGCUAGCAGGAUACAAUGAAGCUGUGAUACCAGGCCGUUUCUGGGUAGAUUUCCUCCCUUUCUUGAAAUACGUCCCCGACUGGUUCCCCGGUGCUAAUUUCAAGAAAUUGGCCGCUAGAUGGGGACAGAACAGUCGCAACGCUCGAGACGGUCCAUUUUACGAGACUAAAGCUGCAUAUAUUGCCGGAACUGCAAAACCCUGUGUCGUCACUCACGUGCUAGAAGAUAUUGCGGACCUUCCGGAAGGAAACGAGGAAGAACAGACGGCAAGGUGGAGUUUAGGCACCGCCUUUGGUGCCGGUGUUGAUACCAGUGCCCCUACUCUGCAAAUAUUCUGCUUUCUUAUGAUUAAUCAUCCGGAAGCUCAGAGACGAGCCCAAGCGGAACUCGAUGCUGUCGUUGGACCUGAUAGGCUUCCUACGCUCGCAGACAGAAAACGCCUUCCUUACGUUGAAGCGCUGCUAAAGGAAUUGUUGCGUUGGUAUCCUGUCACCCCACUUGGUUUACCCCAUUACACAGCAGCCAGUGAUGAGUAUCGAGGAUAUCAUAUCCCUAAGGACUCUAUCGUGAUAGGCAACACUUGGCACAUCUUGCAUGAUCCAGCGCAAUACCCCCAUCCUUAUAUGUUCAAACCAGAGAGGUAUCUCAACCCAGAUGGUACUUUGAAUGCAGAUAUGCCUGAUCCGAGCGUCGCAUGCUUCGGCUUUGGACGAAGACUCUGUCCCGGAAGAUUCCUCAGUCUGAACGCGUUGUUCGGCACUAUAUCCUGCCUACUUCAUACCUUCAAUAUCACACCUGCCCUAGAUGAAAAUAAUAAACCCAUCGAAGUCGAACUUCGUAUGCAACCUGGUCUAAUAUGUCAUCCCGAACACUUCCCAUGUUCCAUUCGAGUUCGCUCUCCUUCCGCUGAAGCAUUACUCACUAGUUGAAAGUGCAACGAGUUACGCAUACUAUCGUAUUACUGUAAAGACAGAGAUCUUAUGCCACACGAACUAG
Molecule: messenger RNA, 1763 nt
Organism: Somion occarium
Lineage: Eukaryota; Fungi; Basidiomycota; Agaricomycetes; Polyporales; Cerrenaceae
Source: the annotation of a GenBank genome assembly